Ceratitis capitata (Mediterranean fruit fly) is the source of this 1728-nucleotide messenger RNA. RefSeq names its product ubiquitin-conjugating enzyme E2 C (gene vih). NCBI's taxonomy places the organism in Eukaryota, Metazoa, Arthropoda, Insecta, Diptera, Tephritidae. The transcript has 3 exons. The coding region runs from base 376 to 903 and encodes 175 amino acids. The record is from RefSeq and is a predicted model, not a curated record.
CUCACAUCUAUCAUAAUUUUUUUUUUAAAUCGUUCGAAAUCUUAAAUUUUUGUAUUCAAAGUCAAAUUUGCAAUGUCUUUUACAUUCAGUUGUUGGAGCUAUUUACCGCCAGGUGCGUGCUGAGUGAAUUUGCUGAAUGAGCUUUCUUUCAAAAUCUCCAUUUUGUUUAUAACUGUCAAUUCACAUAGCGAAUAAAAGAAGGGAGAAAGCGAAAAAGUCAUCAAAUAGAGAAAACAAGUCAGCUGCAGAAAAAAUUGUCCCAUAAAUAAACGCAAUUAUUGGCGUCGUAAAAGUACAAAAGUUUUGCAGAAAUUGCAGUUAUUUAGAAGGAAAAACACACACAUUUUUUGGAAGUCUAAAUUUAUUUAAAACGUAAUGGCGCAGAACAUCAGUCCAGAGCACAGUGGAGUGGACACGGGCAAACAAGGUGCUAACUCUUGUGCGGCAAAACAUGGACAUGCAGUUAGUAAACGGCUACAAAAGGAACUAAUGAACCUAAUGAUGGGAACAGAAAAGGGUAUUUCAGCAUUCCCAGAUGGCGAAAAUAUAUUCAAGUGGAUCGGCACUAUCACUGGUGCGGCAAAUACUGUAUAUGCUGGCCAAAAAUAUCGUCUUUCGUUAGAAUUCCCAAACUCAUAUCCAUAUGCACCGCCAGCCGUUAAAUUUUUAACACCUUGUUUCCAUCCAAACGUAGACUUAGCUGGCUGCAUUUGUUUGGAUAUUUUGAAGGAUAAAUGGUCAGCAUUAUACGAUGUACGCACAAUCCUGCUAUCCAUUCAGUCACUUUUGGGUGAGCCUAAUAAUGACAGUCCGCUAAACGCUCAGGCGGCAAUGAUGUGGGCGGAUCAAGCCGAGUACAAAAAAUACCUGGAUGCCUUCUACGAAAAACACAAGGAUACAUAAAUUCCUAGAUGAAGAAAUGUUAAAAAACUAUGCGAUUGACGCUUUGAUAGAAAAAAUAUAAAUAAUAAUUUUGAUGGCGUUUUGGUGGUCGUCGGUUUGACGACAGUCAACGAAAUGUAUCUCCACUGUGCUGCUUUUUCACACAUCAAAUUAAUUCAUUUAUUGGUACACAACACCCAACUAACGUUAUUAUCAAAUUCAUUUGUAAUCGAGUUUAUUUUAUAGUUUUAAAAAGUUACUACAUUUUGUUGUCCGUUCACUGCCGACGCUGCCACCGUGAGCCUGUGAGCAAACACAUAAAACACAUUAAGUACUUUUUUAAGAGAUAUUCGCUAUAUAUAAGAACAUUUUAAGUAGGUGUAAUUGAAUUUUUUAUCAACGCUUUCAUGUAAUUAUUUUUGCUAUUAUUUAGUAUUUAAAAGUUUGUUUACAUAAGUGGCAGAAAUAUAUAAAACAAAUUAUUCUUAUUUAGCAUAUUGUAAAAAAUCUAAUGAAACAGUUCUAAAGCGAAGCAGUCAAACAAUAAAAACACAACUCAAAUUUAUUUGUUAAUUAUGUUUAGUUUUUGUAUUCGAUUGUAUAUGUGAAUUUCAAGUUUAAAGAAGUGUUAAGAACUUAUUGGAUAUAUAAAACAAGCACACCUAGCAUCCUAUUGGAAUUCACAGUUUCGGAAUGUAUCAUGCCCAUUACCAUCUAAAUUAUGAAAUAAUGUCAACAAAAAUUAGAAUGAUAUAAAUUGUAUUGAUUAAAGAUAAAUAAUUGUAACGGUAAAAACCACUUUGAGAAACUAAGACAUUAAAAUAGUAUUGUAUUCCCUCAUGAAAA